CGAAUGCGUCCGAUGUGAAUAAUUUAGUUGAUGUAGCAUCUGUCACUGAGCUUCGUCGUUGCAUGUUUCAACGUGUUUGCGAAUGCUUUGUUCUUUUCCGAGAGAAAAAGGAGAGUUUGCACGUGGAUUCACUUAAAAAACGGCGAAAUAAAUUUGACGCAGUGAACAGGCUUCUUGCAUUUUCCCUUUCAUUUUAUGGACAAUGUACGAGGUGCUUGAUCGCGUAUUGUGACGCCAUAAUACAAUACAUAAAUGUAAAGAUUGACGAUGACGUGUGGUUUGGCGUUCGAGCGCAUCCAAUCAGAAUGGGUUAAAUUCACGCGAUAUAAGUGUGAUAAGUAGAUACCACGAUUUUGUAACUAAGUUUCAAUCAAACUUCAGUUUCAUCUCUCAUCGGCCAUCGUCUACCUUUUUUACUUCUCAAAGAACAAGAUGACGAUGAAUGGCGAUGUGGCCCAUCACGUCAAUGGUGGCAGAUACAUACAAUCAAACGGAGUCCACACAACAGGUUCAAGUACCGUAAAAACCCUUGCUUGGUACAACGUCUCGUACAAGUUGUUCUUCGCUUUGGCAUUUGGAAUUCCUGCAUUGAUCUUGUGCUACUUUGGUUUACCUUUUUGGUUGUAUCCCCUGAUUGCAAUCGUUUGCCUGCUACCCGUCUUCCUAGGCUUCAUGUUGGUUUUCAAUUUGAUCGAUGCUCGUCGAUUUAAUAAGGCGUCGAGCAUUGGUGAUUUUGUGCAAUUUCACGACGAGUCGUUGCGAAAACGCUACAAUUCGAGGAAAAUACCUUUGGAAACGUUGGUCGAAGCGUACGCUGACGGGCUCGUCGAUUUCAAGGGCGAUGUUCUGGCGUGUUUUGAGAGACGAGAGCAGUUCUCGAAUUUCGCGCUGACGUGGAAUCACGUCAAAACAUUUUGUUGUAAUUUCAUUCCGGAGAUGCUCAGUCAUUCUCGCGUUCAAGAUUUGGACCAAGUGCGAGAUCAUUAUGACCGCGGAAACGAUUUUUACGAGGCGUUCCUCGGCUCUACGAUGAUAUACACGGCGGGAUAUCUGCGUAGGCAGGACGAGACCUUGGAGGAAUUGCAAAUGAAUAAACUGAACCGACUUUGCGACAAAAUCGGACUGAAAUCUGGCGAACGUAUAUUGGACAUUGGUUGCGGGUGGGGGACACUCGUCAACUUUGCUGCGGGCGAACGGGGUGCGGAUGCGACUGGCGUAUCCAUCAGCAAGAAUCAGGUCGCUUACGCGAAGACGAUCACCGAUGAGAAACAACUGAAACACAAAGCUAAAUUUCUUUGCAUCGACUAUCGUGACAUUCCUAAAGAAGGUCGCUACGAUAAGAUCACGUGCUUGGAAAUGGCCGAGCACGUUGGCAUACUUCAUUUCCAGUCCUUCAUAUGCCAGGUUCGUGAUCUCCUCGAGGAUGACGGUGUUUUCUUCCUGCAAAUCGCGGGUCUACGGCGCGCUUUUCAAUGGGAGGAUUUUGUUUGGGGCCUUUUCAUGGACAAGUACGUCUUUCCCGGUGCCGAUGCUAGUUGCCCUUUAAGUUUCGUCGUCCAGCAUCUUGAGGCAGCCGGAUUUGAAGUGGCGAACGUCGAGACCAUUGGCGUUCAUUACUCUUAUACCAUUCAUCGUUGGUACAAAAAUUGGAUACGACCGGAAGUAAAAUCUGCUAUUUGCGAAAAGUACGGAGUUCGGCUGUAUCGCAUAUGGGAGGUUUUCCUGGCUUGGUCAACGAUUAUCGCACGUCAAGGGAACUCUACUUGCUAUCAGAUCGUAUGUCAUAAAAAUCUAAACGGGUAUGAUCGAAGCAAGUUCUUCGCCAUUAAAGGAAGUUAGAUUUACAAAUGGUCCGUGAGCGGAUAUCACGCCAAAUAAUACACAAUUUAUGAAUUUCGUGAACGUACCGCAUUCAUAACAAAUAUUGCAACUUGUUUUAAGUGCUUUUGUCUGCCGCGUGUAUGAAUAUGACUCGUGUUUUGCCAGUGCAUUUAUCGUUAUUCUGGGGUUUUGGUUAGUGGAAAAAAAUUUUCACCUUGUUGUUUUCAAGGCCGUUGCAUGGCUUUUCUUACUUUUUUCGAAAAAAAAUGAAACGUGUUCUGUCAAGUGCCGGUUUCAAAAAUGCGGUUUUCCGUUUCACAUGUUAUUCUCAACCUAAAAUCAUUUUAAAAUUUCUAUACUUGACGCAUCAUAUCAACAAUCUAUCUUUUAAAAUCAACAACCUUGCAUGUGCGAAUGAUUUAUAUAUUCGAUUUAUACAUUGUUUCGAUAUGCCCGUUCGCCGACAUAUUCACUAGUGGUGAUGAAAAAUACGUUUUCUAGACAAAAAGUUAUGUAGCUACAAUAUUUAUGAUUUUCGGCAGAUCCUUACUCGCUAUAAAUCUAAUACAACCUGGGGUAGGUUGCACGAAUGCCGAAGAUUUAGCAAAAUAUUUUUUGGAACAUUUAGAAAAUGGUCUUUAAAAGGAAAAUAUAAGAUUUGAAUUGAGCAAUCACUAAAAUAAAAUACUGCUUCUAAGAUUACAAACUUUUUUUGGCGAAUGAGAAAUACACCCUUUUUAGAGUUUCAAAAUUUUACAAUGUAGUGGACAACGCUGUCCAGGCUUUCCUGCAACCCAUCCCUGGAGUUUCUUUUCUGAAUAUUUAAUCAAGGGGGACUAACUUUAGGGAAUUUCAUAAUUUAGAGGGAGGAAAUUCAAACAAAUAUUAUCGAUAUUUAGUUGUUCGUAUAUCAACGUGAUUUAAAUUGUCAAAAAGACAAAAUUAGACACAUUUUAUGGAAAACGUAAAUUAUGCAUGUUUUUGAAUUUUUCUUAUCGUAAGUCAUGAUUCAGGCAUUCAGAAACACAUCUGCUUCACUUAGCGUUGAUAAAAGAUAGAUAUUAGGCCUUCAGAAAAAUAAUUGGCCACAAUUCCCAAUAAAUGCCUGCGCUCGCAUCCUGGCGUUCAGCAGCCAACGGUCAUUCGCGAAGUGCGUGUUUGAGAGCUUCUAUUUCCACAUUGGGUUGCGGGCUCGGCCCUUGUAGAAAUGCGAGCUUUAUGGUUGUCCAGCGUCAUGGUGAGAUAUGGCAACGUUUCUACUUCAUGUUAACUAUCUUAAAUUGAAUUUCCAAAUAUUCACUUUACGUUAAGUUAUAACUUGUGAAUUAUAUGCAUUAUUACUUUGAAUUGGAGAAAUUGAACAUGUACUUUAUAUUAAUUGUGAUUGAACUUUUAGCGUUUUAUGUACUGAGUUUGUAUGUUUACAAAUACUAUUUCACCAUAUAUUAUAUGACUUCGUUUUAAAUACUUUA
This is a messenger RNA of Xenia sp. Carnegie-2017, 3293 nucleotides long. Its product is annotated as sphingolipid C9-methyltransferase-like. Bases 433 to 1839 code for a protein of 468 amino acids. The transcript has a single exon. Gene Ontology annotation, biological process: cellular response to biotic stimulus. The record is from RefSeq and is a predicted model, not a curated record. NCBI's taxonomy places the organism in Eukaryota, Metazoa, Cnidaria, Anthozoa, Malacalcyonacea, Xeniidae.